Molecule: messenger RNA, 2644 nt
Organism: Propithecus coquereli (Coquerel's sifaka)
Lineage: Eukaryota; Metazoa; Chordata; Mammalia; Primates; Indriidae
Product: protein kinase C eta type
Exons: 11
Coding region: 1-1506 (501 amino acids)
Biological process (GO): protein phosphorylation
Molecular function (GO): diacylglycerol-dependent serine/threonine kinase activity; ATP binding
Source: RefSeq, a predicted model, not a curated record
AUGGUGGUUUUAUUCUCUAUCGUUUUCAACAGGGGAGUAUUUGGGAAACAGGGUUAUCAAUGCCAAGUGUGCACCUGCGUCGUCCAUAAACGUUGCCAUCAUCUAAUUGUUACAGCCUGUACUUGCCAAAACAACAUUAACAAAGUGGAUGCAAAGGUUGCCGAACAGAGGUUCGGAAUCAACAUUCCACACAAGUUCAGCAUCCACAACUACAAAGUGCCAACAUUCUGUGACCACUGUGGCUCCCUGCUCUGGGGGAUAAUGCGGCAAGGACUUCAGUGUAAAAUAUGUAAAAUGAACGUACACAUUCGGUGUCAAGCAAACGUGGCCCCUAACUGUGGGGUGAAUGCAGUGGAGCUAGCGAAGACCCUGGCGGGGAUGGGUCUCCAACCCGGAAAUAUUUCUCCAACCUCGAAACUCGUUUCCAGAUCAACCCUAAGGCGACAGGGAAAGGAGAGCUGCAAAGAGGGAAACGGGAUCGGGGUGAAUUCUUCCAACCGACUUGGUAUUGACAGCUUUGAGUUCAUCCGAGUGCUGGGGAAGGGCAGUUUUGGGAAGGUGAUGCUCGCAAGAAUCAAAGAAACAGGAGACCUCUAUGCCGUGAAGAUUCUCAAGAAGGACGUGAUCCUGCAGGAUGACGAUGUGGAGUGUACGAUGACGGAGAAACGGAUCCUGUCUCUGGCCCGCAACCACCCCUUCCUCACUCAGCUGUUCUGCUGCUUUCAGACCCCCGAUCGCCUGUUUUUUGUGAUGGAGUUUGUGAACGGGGGUGACUUGAUGUUCCACAUUCAGAAGUCCCGUCGUUUUGAUGAAGCGCGAGCUCGUUUCUACGCUGCAGAAAUCAUUUCAGCGCUCAUGUUCCUCCAUGAGAAAGGAAUCAUCUACAGAGAUCUGAAACUGGACAAUGUCCUGUUGGACCACGAGGGUCACUGUAAACUGGCAGACUUCGGAAUGUGCAAGGAGGGGAUUUGUAAUGGAGUCACCACGGCCACGUUCUGUGGCACGCCCGACUAUAUUGCUCCAGAGAUCCUCCAGGAGAUGCUGUACGGGCCUGCAGUAGACUGGUGGGCCAUGGGCGUGUUGCUCUAUGAGAUGCUCUGCGGUCACGCACCGUUUGAGGCAGAGAAUGAAGAUGACCUCUUUGAGGCCAUACUGAAUGAUGAAGUGGUCUACCCGACCUGGCUCCAUGAAGAUGCCACAGGGAUCCUAAAAUCUUUCAUGACCAAGAACCCCACCAUGCGAUUGGGCAGCCUGACCCAGGGAGGUGAACACGCUAUCUUGAGACAUCCUUUCUUUAAGGAAAUCGACUGGGCCCAGCUGAACCACCGCCAACUAGAGCCACCUUUCAGACCCAGAAUCAAAUCCCGAGAAGAUGUCAGUAAUUUUGACCCCGACUUCAUAAAGGAAGAGCCAGUUUUAACUCCAAUUGAUGAGGGACAUCUUCCUAUGAUUAACCAGGAUGAGUUUAGAAACUUUUCCUAUAUGUCUCCAGAAUUGCAACCAUAGCCUCAUGGGGAAUGAGAGACAUGGUAGGAGACUCAAAAGGGAAUAGAGAUUUUUCCAGGAAUUUCCUUCGUGGGAACUCCCCAGCAUCAGCCUUAGAACAAGAGCCUUACUUCCAAGGAGCAAGUGGAGAACUCUGUGAAGGAUGGAACUUCAGAAGAUCAACUAUUUCAAAGGGAUCCAUGACAUUGGAAAUAGUUGAUACUGAAAUGACAUUUUAUGAGGAAUUGUACUGUUCCACCGAUGUGUUUCUGUGGCUGUGUCAGGCUUGGGAUAUUAACAGGAGCCAAAACGAGCGAAGGCAUGAAGAAUAAACUAGAUUCGAGAAAUUCUGAGCCAAACAGGCUUUUUACUUCGAGAGACCGAUCAAGACUUUCUAUGAAACGUGCUGCGCUCUUCUUUAAGCCAAUGAACCCCUAAUACCGGCCAUCUGUAAGAAGCCUCUAAAUGCCAAUGAAGAAUUUAAAGGUCUAUUAAAGGAAAUAAGUGGCUUUCCAAAUAGAAGAUUUAUGCUGAAGAAACAAAAAAAUGGUAUUCCUAAAACUCACAACUUAAAGCCCAACCUUGAAAACAGACGUUGGGCACCAAGACAACUGCCACAGCUUAUUCUGUUAUCCUUACUUUCUUUAAUAGAUAUUUAUUGGGUUUCCAGGAAAAGGGGCCACGAUACCCAGUAUUGUAGACAAUGGAUUUACAUUCAUGAAGCUUUCAUUCAUUCUGGAGUCUACUAAUUGACCUGAAUAGUGUUUGCAUUCUGUGAAAUGCCUCUCCACAUUGCAUAUGUCACAUUUCUUUGUCUGCACAUAGCUCUUUUUUCAUAGAAAGGUCACUGCCACAACAGCACAAUCAGCAGGUGAGCUGCAGGUGCUUGCUGCCUACCGACCCGGGGAAUCUUUUCAUGUCGCUAUCACUCUGGGCUCAUCAGUGAAGAAUUGCAGGCCACGCGUGUCAGGGACCACAUUUAUGGCUUACACAUUAGCAGUUUAUUUAUGUUUUAAGAGACAAAGAUGUUUGAUACACACUUUAAUAAUGAGAAAUGGAUCUUGUAAACAGGAUAUAUAUCAAAGGCAGACCUUGUAUGUACUCGUAAAUGCAGUUGGAGAAUCUUGUCUGGGUGGAAAUAAACACAUUUUGUAGCAAA